GCACGGUAACGCAUUCUCCCCUGAAUGCGCGGUCCUGACGCAACAAGUCUCCUAUCUGGUAUCCCACUCUUCUCCACUCCACGAUUAUGCGCCGUCUGUCAGGAACUCGAUUUAUUUUAACAUGGGGAAGGUCCGGACACUUUCUAAGUCAAUUCGAUUAUGCAUUUAAAAGGAUUUCAAAUCGCAACCUUCGGACCGCUCCGUACCGCUAUGGAACAUUCUGAAGUCUAUUAAAGGACGGAGAAGAUCGAAGCAGCUAGCGGUGGACUUUAUUCUUUUUUACUUUAUACUUUUCUGCGGUUUUCUUGAUUUCAUGUCUAUGGAUACUUUUACGGAGGUCAGUCGGUAGAUUAUGCAUUCCCCAGGAUGGGUGCGAACAAUGGCAAACAGAGUGGGAGUGAAGGCAAGGGCAGUUCAAGCAUUUCCUCCGACCUGAGUUCAAGUACGGACCAGACAUCGGCCAAGGCUCCAAAGAAUGCGGCUACCAGCGAAGACUCGGACAUCAGUAUGCGGACGCUGAGCACGCCCAGUCCUGCUCUGAUCCUCCCGUGCUCCUCCCCUCCCCUCUUCAAUGGCUCUUCCACUUCCUCUUCCUCCUUCACUGCGGAAACCAUCGCCAUGGUGCACUCUCCGCCCACAGGCCUCACACACCCACAGCGGGGCCUGUGGCAGCCCAAGGACCAGCAGGGGGCGCCCAUCGACAUCCUUCCUGACCACGCCUUCCUGCAGAUCUUUGCGCACCUGCCGACCAACCAGCUGUGCCGCUGCGCCCGCGUGUGCCGCCGCUGGUACAACUUGGCGUGGGACCCACGCCUGUGGAGGACUGUACGCCUGACCGGAGACGUGCUGCAUGUGGACCGUGCUCUGCGUGUGCUCACACGCAGGCUCUGCCAGGACACUCCCAACGUGUGCCUGACCCUGGAGAUGGUGGUGGUGAGCGGAUGCCGGAGGCUGACCGACCGUGGGCUCUACACGGUGGCCCAGUCCUGCCCGGAACUCCGCCGCCUGGAGAUAGCCGGAUGCUAUAACGUCUCCAACGAGGCUGUGUUCGAAGUGGUCUCGCGAUGCCCUAACCUGGAACACCUGGACAUCUCAGGUUGCUCUAAGGUGACCUGCAUCAGUCUGACGCGUGAGGCGUCCAUCAAACUAUCUCCUUUACAUGGCCAGCAGAUCUCCAUCCGCUACCUGGACAUGACUGACUGCUUCGCCCUGGAGGACGAGGGCCUGCACACGAUCGCGGCGCACUGCACACAGCUGACGCACCUGUACCUGCGGCGGUGCGCACGCCUCACCGACGAGGGCCUGCGCUUCCUGGUCAUCUACUGCCCAUCCGUGCGUGAGCUGAGCGUCAGCGACUGCCGAUUCGUCAGUGACUUCGGCCUGCGGGAGAUCGCCAAGCUGGAGGGCCGCCUGCGCUACCUCAGCAUCGCACACUGUGGCCGCGUCACCGAUGUGGGUGUGCGCUACGUGGCCAAGUACUGCGCCCGCCUGCGCUACCUGAACGCGCGCGGCUGUGAGGGCCUGACGGACCACGGUCUCGAGCACUUGGCCAAGGGCUGCCCCAAGCUGAAGUCCCUGGACAUCGGCAAGUGCCCGCUGGUGUCAGACGCCGGCCUAGAAGUGCUGGCGCUCAACUGCUUCAACCUGAAGCGGCUGAGCGUGAAGGCGUGUGAGAGCGUGACAGGCCGCGGCCUGCAGGUGGUGGCGGCCAACUGCUUCGACCUGCAGCUGCUCAACGUACAGGACUGCGAUGUGCCACUAGAAGCGCUGCGUUUUGUCAAGCGCCACUGUAAGCGCUGCAUCAUCGAGCACACCAACCCGGCCUUCUUCUGAGAGCCACGGCGGACACUGACAUGGGCAGGUCGAAGGCAGCGUGCCACUUCGUUCUAAAGCCAGAUACAGAAAACAGUAAUUUUCAGGAAUAUUUCCACUAAACUUGCUCAUUCGGCUGAAGGGAAUGAAUGUUAAUGUGGACUACUUGGUUGAUUCGUGGUUGUCUAAUGUUAAGUAGCCUGCUUUUCAUUCAGUAUUAGUAAAGCUAGCAAUUUUGGUUGGUGUAUUCCAGUAACCUCUGGAUACAUUAAAAUGUAUAUCCACUAAAGGAAGUAAUCAAAGCUUUGAUCAUCUUGUUUAUUGCCACUGUACAUCUUCAUUGGGUAACACUUUACACUUCAAGCCCACUUUUACAGCACAACUGUAGCACUAAUUACAGUGUAAUAUACUGAGUACCAGUGUGUAAUGAAUAGUUUUGUGUAUCGACAUUAAACAGGUCUCUGCACUUGUUCUGUUCACAUUGAUACUGCGUCUUCCAUUAUGUAAGUGUCAGUGCAUUGUUAGAUGUUGUUUUUCAGUUGUCAGUCUAUUUUCAUAAAUACUGAAGAUAAAACAUAAAGCAUUUGUCCUUGUUUGUGUGAAAUGGCAUUAAAAUGUCUGUCAAAACCAACACCAGAUUUUUGGAGCAAAAUCAGCAUAAUGUAUCCAGGCCUGAAGUAUCACAGAUGGAGACAUCCACUGCCAAUUCAUUUCAUUUUAGUGUUUUUAAGGGACUUUUUGUGUUUUAAUCCAUAUUUAUGCUUUCUUUGUAUUUUCUGAAACCUUCUCCUUACAAAUGUCUGACUAUAUUACAGGUAACAUGUACAGUGGUUUCUAUUCUAUUUCAAAGGGAUGAAUGAACUGGUGAACAAGGCAGUUUGUGUGUCUGUUGGACAUGGAAGAACCAGUGACGUGUAAUAUAAACAAUAAAUCAUGACGUUCACUUUUAAUUUUACACUCUACGUAAUAGAAUAUCUUGACCCUACUCGUCUACAUUUAAAUCCUACAUAAUGUUUACAUUUGAUUUCACAAUGCUAAAUGUUAAGUGUUUGGUAUGAUUCAGAUGAAUUAAAUAGAAUUUUUUUAAUGAAAAUUUUAAAGAAAAUCAUUUUUACUUAAAUAGUAGCAUGCCAUAAUACAUGGGCUUGCCAAGUGAAUGGACCCUUAGCUAGAGUAGCUAAUGGAUCUUUGCUAGAGUAACUGGGUUCAGUAUUCAGAUGACUUCCUCUUCCCAUUCUGAUUGUAUAGGCCAUGCAGCCAGUCACGUGACACCUAGUGACCCAGCAAUAUGCAACCAACAUGGAAAAAAUCUUGCAAGCUUUUGUGCUGGCUAUGGCUGUUUCAGUGCCAAGACAAUCCAUCAAGCAGUGCCUUUUUUUUCUUAACAAUAAAAACAGUCUAAAUAAUGGUCAGUAAUGCUUGUUUCAGGCAUUUAAAAAGAGAGAACAUUAUGGUGGAUAAAUAAAGAGAUCAAAGCUAUA
Electrophorus electricus (electric eel) is the source of this 3293-nucleotide messenger RNA. It is a transcript of the gene fbxl7, whose product is annotated as F-box and leucine-rich repeat protein 7. Gene Ontology annotation, biological process: SCF-dependent proteasomal ubiquitin-dependent protein catabolic process. Lineage: Eukaryota; Metazoa; Chordata; Actinopteri; Gymnotiformes; Gymnotidae. Gene Ontology annotation, cellular component: SCF ubiquitin ligase complex. Gene Ontology annotation, molecular function: protein binding. The record is from RefSeq and is a predicted model, not a curated record.